Messenger RNA from Centropristis striata (black sea bass), 2207 nucleotides. RefSeq lists its product as uncharacterized. NCBI's taxonomy places the organism in Eukaryota, Metazoa, Chordata, Actinopteri, Perciformes, Serranidae. The transcript has 5 exons. Bases 1 to 1266 code for a protein of 421 amino acids. The record is from RefSeq and is a predicted model, not a curated record.
AUGGACGGCUUGCAGGCAGAAAACGCCGGAGUUGGAGGCAUCGGGGAAAACGCGGAGGAGAGGUAUCGCGCCCUCGCCUAUGACACCGCUCUGAGCACUCUGGUGGCAGUGGCUGUGUACGUGGUGGUGAAAGUGAGCCUGGAUGGCAUCAGACAGUGGCGAGCCAGGAUCUCGGUACUCAUUGUGGGUUCGGGUCCUGUGGGGCUGACGGCCGCGCUGGUCGCUGUCCGCUCUGGAAAGGUGCUGAAACUGACCGUGCUGGAUGAGAGGUACCGGACCGCUCUGCUCUGCCGGCCCCAGCAGAUCGCCCUGGAUCCCCGGAGUGUGAAGUUUCUGCUGGGACUCGGGGUGGACUUUGAUAACAUGGAAGGCUGUUGGCACAACGAGCAUUUCUUCACCAGGAUAGGUGUGUUUCAGGAGUACCUGCUGAGUAUCCUGGAGCAGAAGAAACAGAAAGUAGACGUCAAAGUGCAGCUGGGAACCAAGUUUACAGAGGAAUACCUGCGAAGGAUCCCACGGAACGAGUGGCCCCGUGUGAUUGUGGUGGCUGACGGCUCUUGUGGCGACUCCUGCUCCGUGCUGGGCAUCAGCUCUGACUACACUGUGGAGUCCUGCCAUGCCUAUGGAGCUAAUGCCACUAUAGAGAGACUAGACCAGAGACAGGUACCGACUCCUGAGAUCCGUGCCCACAGCCUUUACUUCGACCUGUCCGCUUACGGAGUGGAGGCCCUCCGAGAGCACCGAAAUCCCACGAGCAAACCUGGCUUCCACCUGAAGAUCUACGGCACCUUCAGAAACCGCUACAUGGCCCUCGUUUGCCCCGCUUCUGACACCAAGAUGGUUCGCUUCCUCAGACACACGGCAAACUCCUCUAUUAUGAAGAACAUUUUCCACCAGUCCUUCAAUGUCUAUAAGACGGACAUAGAGCCUCGUCUCAGUGAUGUGACGCUCCACCACAUGCAGUGCAGCCGUCGUCUUUUUGAGGUUCAGUUAUCACACAGACGCAUCAGCGCUGCCUAUAUAGAAGGGGACAAUGUGGCGGUCACUGUGGAGGGGGAGGCAGCACGUGUCCUCAACUUUGACACAGGUUGUGGGGUGAAUCUAGGUAUGCUGGGCCUCGAGUCAAUGGGGACGUUCAUUUACCAGACAGCCACCGCUGUGGACCAAAAUGAUAUUCUAGAGGCGCUGUCGGCUAAGAUGCAGCACUCAAGAAAAGUGGCUGAGACCUUCAAGCAGACAGGGCUGGCUCAGUCAAUGUAUGAAUGAAACACAAGGAUGACGUGGUGAAUGCAUAAUGCCACCUAGUGGACGGUGGUGGUGGAUAAUUUGGGUCUACAAUGAUGCUGAAAUGGACCACCAAUGGUUACAUACUGAAUGGAGCAGCAGGAGCUGUGAACAGAUGGAUAACGGAUGUAAACACGUGACCACAAGUCUUUGUGACAUACAGUGAGUGCAUCUGUGUUGGAGCGAGAAUAACUAAGGACACGUCUGGUACAAUACAUUUGAAGCUGUUCUGAUUCAGCAAACUGAAUUACAAAUGGAGAUAUAUCAUCUUUUACUGUUGUAAUGAAACAAUAUAUGUUGAUGCACUGCACUUUGGAUUUCUCUGUAAAAUGUGAGAAUGUAGGGGAAAUAAAUCUAGCCCUAAAAUCUUAGAAGAGUUGAAAUAAAAUAAAAUUCUAUGAUCAUUAUCAUUUUUAUCUUAUUUUAUUAGGGGAAUAACUGACUUGUUUUCCAAAAUCAAGCUGAUUGUGCUAUCUGGACAUCAGUGGUGCUGUGGCAUCAUCAGCUAAAACUGAACAAUGUAUAAAACUGUUAUUGUCUAUGGUUUAACAGUGGGACACGUGUCUAAAGUGUUAAAAUCAAGCCUUUUGUUUCUGUUUGACAAUGUGAUGAUAAUUGUGGUGACAAUGUUCUAAAGUGUUUGCUAGUGGCCUAAUUUUGUGUGCUGCCUUGUACAAUGGAACAACUUUAUUAUGAGAAAUUAAUUUUAGCUGGUGUCACAUUUUCUUUGUCUAAAAUUUUCACCAGGACUCAAACAUCACCCCUAAAUUUAUAUUAUUUCAGAUCAGUAUGCUGAUUAUAAUGUUCUGCACGUGCUGAAGUGCCAAUAAAGUUGGUGUUUUGUAAAAAGUGAUGUGGAUGGUCUUUACAGCGAAACAUUUCAUUACUUUAAUUAGAGAUUAAACACAGUUUAUUAUGAUUAU